Molecule: messenger RNA, 2033 nt
Organism: Echinops telfairi (small Madagascar hedgehog)
Lineage: Eukaryota; Metazoa; Chordata; Mammalia; Afrosoricida; Tenrecidae
Gene: YIPF2
Product: Yip1 domain family member 2
Exons: 9
Coding region: 160-1101 (313 amino acids)
Biological process (GO): vesicle-mediated transport
Cellular component (GO): Golgi apparatus; membrane
Molecular function (GO): small GTPase binding
Source: RefSeq, a predicted model, not a curated record
GCCUCAGGUGUGGUGGGGCUGGGUACACCUGUUGGGCCCGGGCGGCGACUCCAAGCCCCAGAGGGUGACGGUAGCCGCCGGGCCGCACUGAGUAGCAGCAGGCUGCGGGCCUGAUCUGUCUGUUCGCAGAGCGGGAUGCGGUGACGCCCCUGGACGGCCAUGGCAGCGGCAGACGAGCUGACGUUUCACGAGUUCCAGGAAGCCACGGAUCUCCUGGCAGAGGCUCCAGAUGCAGCCACCACAAGCAGGAGUGACCAGCUGACCCCACAGGGGUCCGUGGCGGUCGCUGUGGGCUUGGGUGACGGCUUUGGAGGAGAGGGAGAGGCGGAGGAAAGUGACACUGCGGCGCUCCUGCAGGGAGAGGAGAAGCCGCAGCCAGGAUUCUGGACCUUCAGCUACUACCAGAGCUUCUUCGACGUGGACACGGUGCAGGUCCUGGACCGGAUCAAAGGCUCGCUGCUGCCCUGGCCGGGCACCAGCUUUGUGCGGCACCGGCUGCACAGCCGGCCGGACCUGUAUGGUCCCUUCUGGAUCUGUGCCACACUGGCCUUCGUCCUGGCCAUCACCGGAAACCUGACACUGGUCCUGGCCCAGUGGAGGGACCCCUCUAUCCACUACAGCCCCCAGUUCCACAAGGUGACUGUGGCCAGUAUCACCAUCUACUGCUACACAGGACUGGUGCCACUGGCACUGUGGGGCUUCCUGCAGUGGCGCAGGGGCAUCCGGGAGCGCGUGGGGCCCUACACCUUCCUGGAGACUGUGUGCAUCUAUGGCUACUCUCUCUCUGUCUUCAUCCCCACUGUGGUCCUGUGGCUCAUCCCUGUUCCCUGGCUGCAGUGGCUCUUUGGAGCACUGGCCCUGGCCCUGUCAGCCUCAUGCCUGGUGUUCACCUUGUGGCCGGUGGUCCGUGAAGACACCAGGCUGGUGGCAGCGGCACUGCUGUCCACCGUUGUGCUGCUGCAUGGCCUGCUGGCCCUGGGCUGCAAGCUGUACUUCUUCCAGCCACUGCCUCUGGAACAUGGGGCACCUCCGCUCCAAGCCACGAAUCUGCCCCCGACCGCACUACCCCCCAGCCAGCCCUGGCCCCCCACAUCCUCCUAGGAAGGCUGCAGCCUUGCAGGCAUCAGAGGGGCCACCUCGGCCCCACCCGACGAUGGCUGGAGGCUCCCACAGGAUUUCAAGUCACCGAGCUCUCUCCAGACUUUUCUUAAAAAGCGCACUUUUAUUUCCUAUGCAAACGGGACUCCGAGAACUCAUAUAAAGGGGGCAGCUGACAAGAAGCUUCCUUUUACGCUCAGGAGGCCCGCCAGGGUCCAUCCACCCCCAGCCUGCCUGCUGGGUCUGUCCCGGCAGGGAGCCCCCUCCCCUAGGGGCACAAUGGACGGGUUUCAGGCCUACCUGAGCCCCAUCUGAGCUCAGGGUGUUAGAAAAGGGGGAGAAGGAAACUGCCCUGGCUGAAAUACAUGUUUCCUUGUUUAUUUUUUUUUUUUUGGGGGGGGUGUGUCCCUGCAAGGCCCCUUCCCAUCUAGCGAGGGACCAGGUGCCAUAAUACAGGUAGGAACUGGAGUGUCUACAUGUACUGAGGGGGCUACACGGGCCUGACGGCAGCUACAGGAAAAGGGAGCUCCCACCACAGAUCUGUGAGGUGUGUGUGUGUGUGUGUAUCUGCCCCUCAGCCUCCAGGCCGGGUUCCUGGCCACCCAGCCUUGCUCUUAUUGGGUGGGGGGUGGGGGUAGGGACAGCAGCAAGAGGCAGGGGCCACGGACGGAGUGCUUUUCCCGACAGCCAGGCUGGGUGUACAUUCAUGUGUGAGGUGAACCCUUUGGUUGGGGGCCUGUGGGUGACUGGGAGGUCUGGCCCGCCCCCACAGACCCGGUCAGGCCACCCCUCACCGAGGGCCUCUUAAGUCUGGGGAGGGGCUGCUGGCUCGGCCCGGCCGGCCUGGUUCCUCAGAGGGUCUGUGGAUUGACACUGGUUCUUUUCGUAAAAAAAUAAAAUAAAAAAAGCAGCAUGUCACACCUAUGGUGACCCAA